AUGCCUUCCUACAUCGUAACCUGCAAGAAGGAUGCUACACCUGAGCAAGUCGAGGCGGCCAAGCAGCAUGCGCGCGACCAAGGCGGCAAGAUCGGCCACGAGUACUCUCUGAUCAAGGGCUUCCAGGUUACCUUUGACGAGGGGACUGUCAGCACCAUGGAAAACCACGAACAUGUUGAGGCCGUUGAGCAGGACCAGGAGGUUCGGACGCAAUAG
Messenger RNA from Parathielavia appendiculata, 216 nucleotides. Its product is annotated as protease propeptide/inhibitor. The coding region runs from base 1 to 216 and encodes 71 amino acids. The transcript has 4 exons. The record is from RefSeq and is a predicted model, not a curated record. Gene Ontology annotation, biological process: vacuole fusion, non-autophagic. Lineage: Eukaryota; Fungi; Ascomycota; Sordariomycetes; Sordariales; Chaetomiaceae. Gene Ontology annotation, molecular function: endopeptidase inhibitor activity.